Molecule: messenger RNA, 489 nt
Organism: Nilaparvata lugens (brown planthopper)
Lineage: Eukaryota; Metazoa; Arthropoda; Insecta; Hemiptera; Delphacidae
Exons: 1
Coding region: 1-489 (162 amino acids)
Source: RefSeq, a predicted model, not a curated record
AUGGUUCUAGAGAGGUGGACUGAACAUUUCGAAGGAGUGCUGAACGAGGGGGAAGAAGAACAACCAAGCCAGGUGUUUGAACCUCUUGUGAGAGAAGAGGGAGAAACUGCAGAACCCACCUUUGCUGAACUAGAGAAGGCAAUAACAAUCCUGAAAAAUAACAAAGCUCCUGGUGAGGAUGGCAUACUAAGUGAGAUGAUCAAGAAAGGAGGGGAUAGAUUGAAGAAAGAGAUCUUUGAGUUGAUUUUAAUGGUCUGGAGAGAGGAAAGAAUGCCAGAUGACUGGAGACAAGAUAAUCUGUCCAAUUUUAAAAAGGGAGAUAAAAUGAUUGUGAUAAUUAUCGAGGCAUUUCUCUGCUUAGCAUUGUAUACAAGUUGUUCACAAAUAUACUUCUGCAAAGGCUCAUCCCAUAUGCUGAGGCGAUAUUGGGCGAUUACCAGGGGGGUUUCAGGAAAGGCAGAAGCACAGUUGACCAGAUUUUUACAUUGA